AGCCCCCCAACACAUCAAGGGGAUCCACAAUUCAAAAGCCAUGUUCCAUCCUUCUUCCUCCUCGACUCCAACCUACAGUGACCUCCCCAUGCACCAUACACUUAGCUUCUCUUCUGCUCUGCCCACCGCUCCAACUGAAAUUCCUGGCAGUGGCGGCGGUUUCAUCAACGACAAAGGCGGCAUGUUCUCUCUCCCCAAUGUCGCCGGCUCCGCUCCAUCGCCCUACUACUCUUCCCUCCCUUCCUUCUACAUCCACAAGAGCACCAGCUCACACUCCCUCCUCCUCCCUCUUCACCACCAAUUGACUGACCUCUUCAACAGCAAUGCCGCAUUCUCUUGCUCGUCUGCUCCGGCGAGCCAAUUGCAUGGCCCCCCUGUGUCUUCCUCCACUUCAUCAUCCUCCGGCGACCUCUUGGAGUUCAGCUCCAGGAACCUGCGCCGUGUCUUCAGCACCGGUGACCUGCAGGUGAUGAAUUUACCGCCGUCGCCACCGCCACCGCCACCGUUUUCAGGUGACAUCUGCAGCCAGGAAGUAGGCGGCCUGUUUUCGCAGAAGGUGGGUCGUUACAGUGCUGAAGAGAGGAAGGAGAGGAUCGAGAGGUACCGCGUCAAGCGCCAUCAGAGGAACUUCCACAAGAAGAUCACUUAUGCCUGCAGGAAGACGCUGGCAGAUAGCAGGCCAAGGGUGCAGGGGCGCUUCGCGAGGAACGCCGACACGGAGGCCGAGGCCGAGGUGGCGGCAGGCUUGGAGACGGAGGUGUACGGCAACGGCUAUGAGUACUGUGCCUACAACGGCGUCACCAACAGCAGUAGCAGCAGUUGCUACGACAGCCAAUCCCAGUGGUGGGGGGCGCCGGCGGCAGCCGGCGCAGCCAACUGGCAGCACCACCAGCAGCAGAAGCAGCAGCUUGGCUUCGACGGCGACGAUGACGAAGACGACGACGAGCUGUGGGCCAGCAUCGCUGACAUGUGCUCAGGGACCUGAGCUGAUCUGACCUGUCCACACACGCAGGGAGCAUCCGAUUGGUGCUGCCAGGUGCAAGGAAGGCGGGGAUGCACCGAGCGCCGGCGGCGGCUGCCGUGGGUAGUGCGGUGGUCGGAGUGGCGUCGCUAACCUUCUCUUGUCGCCGUACCGUAACUUCGCCUCAAAUUAAAUUAGUAGAAGCUAAGAAAAGAGAAGGGAAAGAAAAAAAAAGAAUAGAUCAACCGUCUCGUGCAAGAACAGCUUGUUUUGUGUGGUCGGAAUUAGCAAUUUAGUAGUACUUUGAUAUCUUUCUGCGAUAGAAGUUUGGCGCUGGUUUUGCUUUAUGUCACACCUGAAAUAUGAAGAAAAUCCGAGUGCUGCAAACUUUUUGUCUUGCUCCCAAUUUGCUCAGUUAGUGGCGGCUCAUGUGGCCGCCCCUGUGGUUAGUGCAUGGCAUGCUUGCUGAAGCAAUUUU
Messenger RNA from Oryza brachyantha (malo sina), 1439 nucleotides. RefSeq lists its product as uncharacterized. Gene Ontology annotation, molecular function: protein binding. Lineage: Eukaryota; Viridiplantae; Streptophyta; Magnoliopsida; Poales; Poaceae. The transcript is spliced from 3 exons. Gene Ontology annotation, biological process: regulation of flower development. Gene Ontology annotation, cellular component: nucleus. The coding region runs from base 41 to 985 and encodes 314 amino acids. The record is from RefSeq and is a predicted model, not a curated record.